This is a messenger RNA of Guillardia theta CCMP2712, 771 nucleotides long. RefSeq lists its product as hypothetical. Gene Ontology annotation, molecular function: protein kinase activity; ATP binding. The record is from RefSeq and is a predicted model, not a curated record. Gene Ontology annotation, biological process: protein phosphorylation. NCBI's taxonomy places the organism in Eukaryota, Cryptophyceae, Pyrenomonadales, Geminigeraceae. The annotation marks the transcript as partial. The transcript is spliced from 2 exons.
AUCCGUCGAUCCUCCCUCACCUUCGGCGACGUCCUCGGCCAAGGCUCCUGCGGGGAGGUCAGGAGCGCCCUCUACAACGGCAGGCAGGUCGCCGUCAAGACCCUGUGCUCCAAGCUCGACGCCCGGUCCGAGGAGGGCAAGGACCUGCUCAAGGAGAUCGGCAUGAUGAGCCACGCGUUCCGGCACAAGAACGUGGUGGACUUCUACGGCAUCUACGAGCACGACGGGCUGCCGUGGCUGGUGAUGGAGCUGAUGCCGGGGGGGAGCCUGGAGCAGUACUACGAGGCCAAGAAGAAGUCGCGACGGGACGGGCGCUGGCGGCCCGAGACGAGGAGGGCAGUGUCGUGGGUGGAGGACAUCCUGAGCGCGCUGGCGUACCUGCACGCGCAGAAGCCGCCGGUGAUCCACCGAGACAUCAAGCCGGCCAACAUGCUGCUGACGGGGGACGGGAGGACGGUGAAGAUCGGGGACUUUGGACUGACAGGCACAACGGGGACGUACCGGUACAUGGCGCCGGAGAUCUUCCGGGGAGAGGGUCAGUACACGGCGGCGGUGGACGUGUACUCUUUCUCGCUGGUGAUGUGGUACAUCUUCGCCGGGGAGCAUCCCUUCUGCAACAUCGACGGACACUCGGUGGCCAGCAUGGCGGCCAAGCACGACUUCCGUCCGUCGCUUCUCAACGAUCGGGUUCCGAGAGAGCUACAGGGGAUGAUGAGGCGAUCAUGGGCAGGGGAGGGAAAGGAGAGGCCGAGGGCGGCGGAGCUUCUGGAG